Messenger RNA from Cuscuta epithymum, 1978 nucleotides. NCBI's taxonomy places the organism in Eukaryota, Viridiplantae, Streptophyta, Magnoliopsida, Solanales, Convolvulaceae. The record is from the annotation of a GenBank genome assembly.
AAUCAUUCUAUUUAAAAACUAGCAUUAGAGAUAUGGAUGCACAGUAGGGUUCUGUACGAACAAAGGCAUUAGAGGCUCUUCCGUGUGGAGUUUUUUUUAUGCAGUUUUUUGAGCAUGUUCUUCAUCAAGUAUAGUUUAUCCAUACCAAAGUUUAGCUCAAAAUUCAAUCGGGAAGACAGUCAAAUAAAUUCUUGAAAUAUAUGGUGCAUCUUGCGCACAUAUAAUGUGCAGUAUAUUUCAAGAAUUUAUUUGACUGUCUUCCCAAUCGAAUUUUGAGUUGAAAUUUGGUAUGGAUAAACUAGACUUGAUGAAGAACAUGCUCUAAAAAUUUCAUCAAAAAAUUCCAUCAGGAAGGGCCUCUGAUGGCUUUGUCCGUACGAAGCUUCAUGUACAUCAUAUGUACAGGAACAGCCCUCGUCUUAAAUGUAAUCUAACAUGGUAUGAUUUGAAGGGUUCGGCGGUUUUCCGCCGUUGCCUUAGUGUAGCCCGAUAUUUCCCUCUUCGCCUGUCAACCUUGGUUCGAAUUGUAUCGAUACUAAGGAAGGGCGAGAAGGUGGCUUUGGUUUGUUGCUAUCGGCAGGUUUUGGAAGAGUGCAGACGAAGACAUCAAAUUUGACUGCUGUGGCUGUGGGUUUGGGACGAGCAAGCUUUUCUCUCGAAGGGGCAUAUCGGCGGCUGUGGUUUGGGAUUUUUCAACUAUAUAUGGAGGAUGUGGUAGAGCAGUAUAGACGACUGGCUUUGGAGAAAGUAAAUAGUACACUGAAUUUUGAUGAUGAGGAAGAAGAAGAAGCAACCGUUCCAAAGGCAAAGGUGGCGGAGUUUCCGGUGGUGGGAGUCAUCCUCACCGACCGGAAAGUCAGAUCUCAGUCAGUACAGGAACUGUUUGUAUCGCUCUGGAGGCCAGGAAGAGGAAUGGCAUUUCAAGAAAUUGAUGAAAAGAGGUAUCUUUUCACUUUUAAUCAUAAAAUUGAUAUGAAUCGUGUUAUAGAAGAUGGUCCUUGGCUAUUUGAGUGGAAUCUGUUACUGCUAAAGGCAGUUGGCCCUAAUGAUAUACCGCAUAAAAUGGACUUGUUUGAAGCAGAGUUCUGGGUGCAAGUGCACAAUGUGCCGUACAAGUUUAUGAAUGUAGAUACUGCUAGGAGGGUGGGUAACUAUAUUGGGGAAUUUAUUAGUUUUUUGAUGAAAGCCAUUUUAAGGGAAAAUUGAGUUCUUACUUGAGGGUUAGGAUAAAGAUGGAUGUCAGAAGACCCCUAAAAAAGGGUUCCACUUUGACUAAGGGAGGGGAAGGACACUGGGUAGAUUUUAAAUAUGAAAAACUACCAAGCUUCUGCUUCAUUUGUGGGAUUAUGGGGCACUCUGAGAAGUUUUGUCCAUUAAAAUAUGUGGAGGGUCUAGUUUUGGAGAAAAAUUUUAGUGCUGAUCUCAGAGCAGGUGGUGGGGGUAAGAUUAGCCCCACGAGGGGCGGUAAGUGGUUGGGGGAUAAACAGGGAGGUUCGAGACAGCACUAGAGGGCUCAACAUAAUGGAGAAGGCACUAUGGGACAGGAACGUAGGGGAAAUACAGCUGAGUCUGAUAGCAGUGGCACAAAGGAAGAGACUAGAAGCGGUGCAGGGGAGGUCGCGGUGGAUCAAAAGCGUAGGAGAGUCUGGAAGGAACCGUCAGAGGAAAACAACUCAGGGGAGGAGAUGGCACUGGACAACACAAAAACGGGGAGGAGGCGGGUCCCAGCUCCUAGGCCCGCCUGAUGUGUUCAUGAAGCUGCAGGUGCAGAGUUUCCACGGUGGUGCUUAUUUUAUUAUUGCUUGUUUUGUUUCUUUUGAUGGUCAGGCUGUUGUUUUGGUUAUUUGUUUUGGUUAUUUAUGUAAGACUCUUGCAUUAGGCUCGGGUGAUGAGUUUGCUGCAGUAACCAUUAUUGGCUCAGUUAUGCCCAGUUUAGGAUCAGCGAGUUAUACUGCUUUUUGAAGGUGGUUAACUAAGA